This is a messenger RNA of Coregonus sp. 'balchen', 10128 nucleotides long. Lineage: Eukaryota; Metazoa; Chordata; Actinopteri; Salmoniformes; Salmonidae. The record is from the annotation of a GenBank genome assembly.
UGGGCGCAGGCGCGGUGCGGGUCUGGGAAGGGGGCGGUGCUGUGGUCAUCAGAAGGGGCGGGGCGGAGGUGGGUGUGUGACACAGCUGAUGCACGUAUCCUCUCUAUGCCUCCAUCACCCGAUCUCUGCUACGAGUACUAGCGGCUGCAGCCUCCCUCGAUCGGAGCCACACGAGUAGGCCUAGGCUAUACAGCCGCUCCACCGUCCGUCCCUAUCUGCGAACCCCGAAUCGGACAGCUCGCCGAGGAGCAGUGGGGCGACAUAAUUCGGCUUCAUUCGGCGUUGUCUGUGCUGCUUCUGCCGCUAAUAGUAAGUGCGGAGCUGCUGAUGGAGCCGAGCGCUCCAUCAUUUCCAUAGAGAAAUACGCGCACCUAGUAGGCGACGCAGCGCGGCGCACAUCGACACCUGCGUUUUUCUAUAUUUAUCGCCAUUCACCGCAUUGCCAUCCAUUAUCCUGCCGCUUUACAUGUUGCACGCUGACGGGGAGAAGGAUUUGGGUGAUUCCAAGGUUGUUGUGGCAGAGCGAUAAGGGGAGAGCGAUAUGGAGGGAGAGGGAUACCGUUUUUGUUCAUAUUGCUUAUUGGAGUGAAAGUAAAGACGGCGAGAUUGGAAUGUGGCAAAAGUGAGCGGUUGUGCGCGCGGGUUGUAGCCUACGAUGCUCGCUCGAGCUCGAACCUCCGCUUCCCCCACCGGGAGAGAGCCGCGAGUGGAGUAGAGCGCUUUCCCUGACCCACACGCACAUUAUGCAGGCCGAAUGCGUGAACGGAAAGAAAUACAGAUAUGGGUAGAUCAUGUUAAUUCUCUUGUUCUCGCCCUUCGUUGUUGAGUUAGGGCUUUUUCGCUGGUAUGGAGAAACGAAUGAUGUUUCUCCAUUGCGCUCUAGCAUCGCCGCGUCCGCUGACAGUCAUCCUGCCUGUGCACAUCUGUGCGGUGAAGGGAUUGACGGAGGUUGUUUUAGCUGCUGCACAAAUAAUGAAGAUGAUUUUGAAUAUAUUGAGAGCAUAAAUGGACAGACCAAGAGCAAAUGGCCUACAGUAGAAUUUAGACCUACCUUGGCACUUAACAUGAAUAGACUUGGAAUAGCUUGCAUAUGCAAUAGGCUGAUUUAUUAGGCCUACAUCACUACCAAACAGAUGUAGCAAAUACUGUGUUAUUGACAUGUCAUGAAACAUAUUAUGAGUAUAUAAAUGUAUGAACUAAAAGUGUGGGCUAACAUGUCAGUUCUAGGUAUAUGGACAGUAAUUUGAUGGUAAUGGCAAGGGAGCUCUGAUAAAAUAGACCUAUUGAAUAUAUUCUACAGUGUAGUGUUUACCUCUGUGCCCAGUGUGACUGCUCUGGGGGUCUUCUAGACCUGGCCUGUAUGAGGCCUUGAAUGAAGUGAAGUGUGUGUGUGUGUAGUGGGAUAACAGUAAUCACUUUGUUUGGGGGCAGUUUGUUUGCAUUUGAGGUGUAUAUAGGGGUCUAUGUAUGGACAAAGCAGUGAAAAUAUGGGGAGAACAUGAAUUGUUGUUGUGUGUAUGUGCAGAUCUAUUAAUCUAUUAAAUACCUCAUAAUGCAUUUCAGCACAGGACAAGAGAUUGAGAAUAAUCCCUUUAUGAGAGACUCGAGGAGUGUAAGUGUGAAUGAGGGCGCACUAGAAAGAGUGCUUGCCUGUGUGUGCAUACUCUCUCUGUAUGAAGCAUGGAGCCGAUGAUGUAAUGCCUAGGAGUGUGUAACUGUGGCAGUGAGGGAUGUGUAGGCACGUGCCACAGCUCAGCCAACACUGGAACAGGUCCCUCUACUGGCCCUGAGGCAGUACCGCACUCUAUCCCGUUUUGGACAGCACCUUAUCCUAAGGAUUCAGUACUCCCCCUUUCACACCCGGAUCUGUUCCCAUGUCCUACCUGAGAUGGAAUGUUAAUACUUACCAUAUUAUAGCAAAGUAACAUAGUAGCAUAGUAGCUUCAUGUGCACAGUCUUUGAUUCAGGCAUGAAGAGACAAUGGAGAGAGAGAAUUCACACAAAGGUUUGGCUGCAUCUUUGCCCAGACAGAAGUAGUAGGCUACACUUGGUACAAUACACUAUAAAUCCAGAUAUUACCUUUAGGUCAAUGUUCAAUCAGUGAUAGUUGAGUAAUCAGAUAGUGUUCCCUGUGGGUGUGGUUCAGGGACAAGCAUAUGAUAAUAUAUAUUGAGAAUUUGUGUUUGCAGUUGUUUGCAUUUGUGUGUGUUUUAUCGGUUUGCGUGUGUGUGUGUGUGUGUGUGUGUGUAAGACAGAAGGCAAAGGGUUAACAUGCAAAUGUACCAGGUGUGCAAAAAAACCUGCUCUGCUAACCAAUCAACAAGUAGAGUGUGAGAUAGUGAGAGAAAGGGUGUAAAAGGAACAACACAAGAAGAUUGUGUGAGCAGUGAGCACAGUAAGCUUUCCUUCUGUGAUUGUAUAUUCAGGAUUUGCAAUUGAGGUACAAUCUGUUAAUGUAGAAUAUAGUUAAUAUUUUUCAUGUUUUGAUUGAAACAUUAAUAAUCAAGUAUUAAUCGUGUAUUAACUCAAAUCCUAUUGAUCUGCACAAAUCCUAUUUGUUAGCCCUUUAAAGUGAAACUGACAGCAUUUUAACUAAUUUGCAGAUAUGAAACAAACAGACUCAUAAUAUCAGUAAAAAAUAUCAAAUUCUCAGUUGAAUGCUUCAAAACCAACUUUAAAAGAGGUUUUAAAAAUAGGUUUUAUUUGACUCAAAAUGCCAUGACAUACAGUAAGUCAUUGUUGGCAAAAUAGAUGGCUACAGUUCAAUGCAUGAUUCAUAUUAUUCACCAUUACAUUUCUUGGUUAGGGUCGCAGCAUAUUAUGCAUAUCUGCAAGCUUAGCAGCAAAGGCUGGACAAAUAUUAUUUAUCUCUUCUUUUUUUUUAUAUGUUAAAAUACUAAACUCAGCAAAAAAAGAAACGUCCUCUCACUGUCAACUGCGUUUAUUUUCAGCAAACUUAACAUGUAAAUAUUUGUAUGAACAUAACAAGAUUCAACAACUGAGACAUAAACUGAACAAGUUCCACAGACGUGACUAACAGAAAUGUAAUAAUGUGUCCCUGAACAAAGGGGGGGUCAAAAUCAAAAGUAACAGUCAGUAUCUGGUGUGGCCACCAGCUGCAUUAAGUACUGCAGUGCAUCUCCUACUCAUGGACUGCACCAGAUUUGCCAGUUCUUGCUGUGAGAUGUUACCACACUCUUCCACCAAGGCACCUGCAAGUUCCCGGACAUUUCUGGGGGGAAUGGCCCUAGCCCUCACCCUCCGAUCCAACAGGUCCUAGACGUGCUCAAUGAGAUUGAGAUCCGGGCUCUUCGCUGGCCAGAACACUGACAUUCCUGUCUUGCAGGAAAUCACGCACAGAACGAGUAGUAUGGCUGGUGGCAUUGUCAUGCUGGAGGGUCAUGUCAGGAUGAGCCUGCAGGAAGGGUACCACAUGAGAAAGGACGAUGUCUUCCCUGUAACGCACAGCGUUGAGAUUGCCUGCAAUGACAACAAGCUCAGUCCGAUGAUGCUGUGACACACCGCCCCCAGACCCUGACGGACUCUCCACCGCCAAAUCGAUCCUGCUCCAGAGUACAGGCCUCGGUGUAACGCUCAUUCCUUCGACGAUAAACGCGAAUCUGACCAUCACCCCUGGUGAGACAAAACUGCGACUCGUCAGUGAAGAGCACUUUUUGCCAGUCCUGUCUGGUCCAGCGAUGGUGGGUUUGUGCCCAUAGGCGACGUUGUUGCCGAUGAUGUCUGGUGAGGACCUGCAUUACAACAGGCCUGCAAGCCCUCAGUCCAGCCUCUCUCAGCCUAUUGCGGACAGUCUGAGCACUGAUGGAGGGAUUGUGCGUUCCUGGUGUAACUCGGGCAGUUGUUGUUGCCAUCCUGUACCUGUCCCGCAGGUGUGAUGUUCGGAUGUACUGAUCCUGUGCAGGUGUUGUUACACGUGUUCUGCCACUGCGAGGACGAUCAGCUGUCUCCCUGUAGCGCUGUCUUAGGCAUCUCACAGUACAGACAUUGCAACUUAUUGCCCUGGCCACAUCUGCAGUCCUCAUGCCUCCUUGCAGCAUGCCUAAGGCACGUUCACGCAGAUCAGCAGGGACCCUGGGCAUCUUUCUUUUGGUGUUUUUCAGAGUCAGUAGAAAGGCCUCUUUAGUGUCCUAAGUUUUCAUAACUGUGACCUUAAUUGCCUACCGUCUGUAAACUGUUAGUGUCUUAACGACCGUUCCACAGGUGCAUGUUUGUUAAUUGUUUAUGGUUCAUUGAACAAGCAUGGGAAUCAGUGUUUAAACCCUUUACAAAGAAGAUCUGUGAAAUUAUUUGGAUUUUUACGAAUUAUCUUUGAAAGACAGGGUCCUGAAAAAGGGACGUUUCUUUUUUUGCUGAGUUUAUAUUCAGCAUCCUAUGUACAUAAGUUGACAUUGUAAAGGGCCAUAUUUUUUCAAAUAAAACAAUAGCCAGUUUGAGUCGCAGUUGCACGUUUCUUUGUAAAAACAAAUAGGCGAUGUCUGGCCUGUGCGCUGAUUGAGUUUGACACCCCUGAACUAGCGUAUCUAUUCAUGUAGCUAGCUAUUUAUUUAGUGAGCUAAAAACAGAGCCUAACUCUAGCUAGCUAGCGAGCUGCUGGGAGGAUGUCAUGUCAUUGGAGGAGUGGGUGAGUGAACAACUUUUUCCCCUCAUAUCAUUUUUCAAUGGCUACAGCUAGAGAUCCAGGUGUCAUUUGGUUAGCUAGAAAGAAAUGUGAAUCGCUUUGCUAGCUAGCUAGCUAUGCUGAACUUGAACGACUGUUAUCCACAGUUAGCAUAUCUCUUAGUUGUCAAUCAAAUGCAUUUGGCAUCGAUCAAAUGGGCGGGCAGGCAGGCAGGCAAGUAACCAUUCAGUUGUCAAAACGUGGGUUGGGACAAGUAUGCAUUGGCAGGCAGAAGGACGAGCAGGCUACUAUUCCGUUUCUCAGUGCAAUUUUGCAGCCAACUAGCUGAACAAGUUUGAGAGGGUUUAUCUAAUGUUCCCUUGUUAGAUUUUAGCUCAUCUCGCUCUGGCUAGCAUUAGUUGUUGAUCUUGUUGUUGUUGAUGUGCAUAGGAAACUGAGGGAGAGAGCCUACCUUUUCAUGGUUGUUUGAUCAAUUGGACUGUGAAGUUCCCAAAAUGUAAGAGGGCUCCUGUGGUUUUUACAUAUUUACAGAAAUCCAUUCAGGUGUAUUUUGUGGCUUUUGGUGAAUGCGUUCUAAUGAUCUAAUGUCGCGCUGUUGCUGCCGCCUGUAAACACACAGUCCAGUUCAAAGUGAAUGAUGGCAGGCCCAUGUGGUAAAUGAAUUAUUUGCAUAUAGGCCUACUGUAGCUCUGACUGGCUAUGGUGCACCGGUCUGCGUAGACUCUGGUCCUGGACAAGACCGAUGUUUUUAUUAGGUUUUAUUUACUGCAGUGUCUAUUAAUUGUCCAAACGCAAGGCUGCUUUCCCACUCUAUAUUGCUAUAGAAUUUUCACAAAUGCCUUACUUCAUUCCCAAACAUUCUAUGAACUUAUGAAAGCGUGAAAAUGACCAUAUCUAAGUGCUCGCUUGUCAGGAAAUGUAAAAAAAGGUGUCAUAUUCUUCCUGGGGGUGUAUAUGAAUAGAUUUUAAUAAGAUUUAAUGUUGCUAAAACGAUGUCAGUUCCACUUUAAUAUCAACAGUUUUUGCAGUCAUGUGAGAUGUGCUUUCAUUUGUAUUGCAUAAACAAUUUUCUCAACUGAAAAAAAUGCAUUUGAAUGUGAAUUUUGAUAUGAUUUGGAAUAAGGUGCAACCGUAUAAGGAAUGCCUACUUAAAUUGAUACCGCAAAUUGUCCUUUAUUGUUAGCCUUUACAUCAUUUUUGGGAUGAUCUUCAAUCAUACAUUCAAUGUACUUCAUAUACAUGUACAGUGCAUUUGGAAAGUAUUCUGACCCCUUGACUUUUUCCACACUUUGUUACAAUACAAACUUAUUCUAAAAUGGAUUCAAUUGUUUUUUUUCUCAUCAAUCUACACACACUACCCCUUAAUGACAAAGCAAAAACAGGUUUUUAGAAAUAUUUGCACAUUUAUUAAAAAUAAAAAACGGAAAUAUCACAUUUACAUAAGUAUUCAGACCCUUUACUUAGUACUUUGUUGAAGCACCUUUGGCAGCGAUUACAGCCCCAAGUCUUCUUUGGUAUGACGCUACAAGCUUGGCACAGCUGUAUUUGGGGAGUUUCUCCCAUUCUUCUCUGCAGAUCCUCUCAAGCUCUGUCAGGUUGGAUGGGGAGCGUCACUGCACAGCUAUUUUUAGGUCUCUCCAGAGAUGUUCAGUCGGGUUCAAGUCCAGGCUCUGGCUGGGCCACUCAAGGACAUUCAGAGACAUCCCGAAGCCACUCCUACGUUGUCUUGGCUGUGUGCUAGGGUCGUUGUCCUGUUAGAAGGUGAACCUUCGCCCCAGUCUGAGGUCCUGAGCGCUCUGGAGCAGGUUUUCAUCAAGGAUCUCUCUGUACAUUGCUCCGUUCAUCUUUCCCUCGAUUCUAACUAGUCUCCAAGUCCCUGCCGCUGAAAAACAUCCCCAUAGCAUGAUGCUGCCAUCACCAUGCUUCACCGAAGGGAUGGUGCCAGGUUUCCUCCAGAUGUGACACUUGGAAUUCAGGCCAAAGUGUUCAAUCAUGGUUUCAUCAGACCAGAGAAUCUUGUUUCUCAUGGUCUGAGAGUCCUUUAGGUGCCUUUAGGCAAACUCCAAGUGGUUGUCAUGUGCCUUUUACGGAGGAGUGGCUUCUGUAUGGCCACUCUACCAUAAAGGCCUGAUUGGUGGAGUGCUGCAGAGAUGGUUGUCCUUCUGGAAGGUUCUCCCAUCUCCCAUCUCCACAGAGGAACUCUGGAGCUCUGUCAGAGUGACCAUCGGUUCUUGGUCAACUCCCUGACCAAGGACCUUCUCCCCCGAUUGCUCAGUUUGGCCGGGCGGCCAGCUCUAGGAAGAGUCUUGGUGGUUCCAAACUUCUUCCAUUUAAGAAUGAUGGAGGCCAUUGUGUUCUUCGGGACCUUCAAUGCUGCAGAAAUGUUUUGGUACCCUUCCCCAGAUCUGUGCAAUCCUGUCUCGGAGCUCUACGGACAAUUCCUUCGACCUCAUGGCUUGGUUUUUGCUCUGACAUGCACUGUCAACUGUGGGACCUUAUAUAGACAGGUGUGUUCCUUUCCAAAUCAAGUCCAAUCAAUUUAAUUUACCAUAGGUGGACUCCAAUCAACGUGUAGAAACAUCUCAAGGAUGAUCAAUGGAAACAGGAUGCACCUGAGCUCAAUUUCGAGUCUCAUAGCAAAGGGUCUGAAUACUUAUGUAAAUAAGGUAUUUCUGUUUUCUAUUUGUAAUAAAUUUGCUAACAUUUCAAAAACACUUUUCACUUUGUCAUUAUGUGGUAUUGUGUGUAGAUUGAUGAGGGAAAACAUGUAUUUAAUCCAUUUUAGAAUAAGACUGUAAUGUAACAAGAUGUAGAAAAAGUCAAGGGGUCUGAAUACUUUCUGAAUGCACUGUAAGUAUCAAAAGUAAAUGUAAUUGCUCAAAUAUACAUAAGUAUCAACAUUAAAAGUAAAAGUAUAAAUAAUUUCAAAUUCCUAAUGUUAAGCAAACCAGACGCCACCACUCCAACACUUAGACAUAAUUUACAAACGAAGCAUUUUUGUUUAGUGAGUCUGCCAGAUCAGAGGCAGUAAGGAUGACCAGGGAUGUGUGAAUUGUACCAUUUUCCUGUCCUGCUAAGCAUUCAAAAUGUAACAAAUACUUUUGGGUGUCAGGGAUGUAUGGAGUAAAAAGUACAUUAUUUUCUUUACGAAUGUAGUGAAGUAAAAGUAAAAGUUGUCAAAAAUAUCAAUAGUAAAGUACAGAUACCCCCAAAAAACUACUUAAGUAGUACUUUCAAGUAUUUUUACUUAGGCACUUUACACCACUGAUUAUAGUGCAAAGAUAUGAUUGUUGAUUCAUAUCCUAUCAUAUGUCUCACUAUAGAUCAUGCGUGUAUGGUCACUAAAUGGAUGUGUGUGUCUACUGUACAGUAUGUCAACCCCUUUAUUCUCUUCCUUGUGUGUAGUAUAUAAUUAACCACUCUUUUUUUCGGUCUCAGUUUGUGGUCUCAAUUGUAACCUUAGCCCAAGUUCAAACACCGCUCUAUUGCUACACCGAACUAAAAAAUAUGUAACUUUCUCUUUGGAAGAGCGGGGAUAGAGUGCCGUCUGAAUCCAUUAAGUGUGCCUCGUUUUUUCAAAUUCUGUACACAUUUAUUAAAAAUGAAAAGCCGAAAAGUCUUGAGUCAAUAGGUAUUCAACCCCUUUGUUAUGGCAAGCCUAAAUACAUUCAGGAGUAAAAAUGUGCUUAACAAGUCACAUAAUAAGUUGCAUGGACUCAUUCUUUGUGCAAUAAUAGUGUUUAACAUGAUUUUUGAAUCAUGACUACUGCAUCUCUUUACUCCACACAUACAAUUAUCUGUAAGGUCCCUAAGUCAAGCAGUGACUUUCAAACACAGAUUCAACAAUAAAGACCAGGAAGGUUUUCCCAAUGCCUCGCAAUAAGGGCACCUAUUGGUAGAUGGGUAAACAUUUUAAAAAGCAGACACUAAAUAUCCCUUUGAGCAUGGUGAAGUUAUUAAUUACACUUUGGAUGGUGUAUCAAUAUACCCAGUCACUACAAAGAUACAGGCGUCCUUUCUAACUCAGUUGCCGGAGAGGAAGGAAACCGCUCAGGGAUUUCACCAUGAGGCCAAUGGUGACUUUAAAACAGUUUUAGUUUAAUAGCUGUGAUAGGUGAAAACUCCACAAUACUCAUCUAAUUGACAGAGUGAAAAGAAGGAACUAUUCCAAAAACAGGCGUCAUGUUUGUAACAAGGCACUAAAGUUAUAUUGCAAUGUCCUGAAUAUAAAGUGUUAUGUUUGGGGCAAAUCCAAUACAACACAUUACUGAGUACCAAUCUCCAUAUUUUCAAGCAUAGUGGUGGCUGUAUCAUGUUAUGGGUAUGCUUGUAAUCGUUAAGGACUGGGAAGUUUUUCAGGAUAAAAAAAGAGACGGAAUGCAGCUAAGCACAGGCACAAUCCUAGAGGAAAAUCUGGUUCAGUCUGCUUUCCACCAGACACUGGGAAAUGUAUUCACCUUUCAGCAGCACAAUAACAUAAAACACAAGGCCAAAUAUACACUGGAGUUGCUUACCAAGAAGACAAUGAAUGUUCCUGAGUGGCCGAGUUACAGUUUUGACUUACAUCGGCUUGAAAAUCUAUGGCAAGACUUGAAAAUGGUUGUCUAGCAAUGAUCAACAACCAAUUUGACAGAGCUUGAAGAAUUCUGAAAAGAAUAAUGUGCAAAUAUUGUACAAUCCAGGUGUGCAAAGCUCUUAGAGACUUACCCAGAAACACUCACAGCUGUAAUUGCUGCCAAAUGUGAUUCUAACAUGUAUUGCCUCAGGGGUGUGAAUACAAAUGUAAAUGAGAUAUUUCUGUAUGUCAUUUUCAAUAAAUGUACAAAAAUGUCUAAGCAAAUGUUUUCACUUUGUCAUUAUGGGGUAUGAAUUGUAGAUGGGUGAGAGAAAAAAAGUUAAUUUAAUCGAUUUUGAAUUCAGGCUGUAACACAACAAAAUGUGGAAUAAGUCAAGGAGUAUGAAUACUUUCUGAAGGCACUGUAGGUGCCGGUACUCAUUUGGUGCCGUACUGUUUACAUUUACUGUUUACAUUUAGGUGCAGGAACUCCACAAUACUUUUGAGCUAAUAUUCUAUUAGAGGAACAGGAGCUCAAGCAGUAGAACAUUUGAGGUGCCGGUACUCAGCUCCUGCCCAAGUCAAGCACUAAUGGUCUCAGAUUCGCAGUUGGAGGACUUCUUCAUCCUCUUUCUUCUGUUACUUACAGUGUGUUGUGUGUGUGUGUACUUAUAGUGUGUUGUGCUUGUGUGUGUGUACUUAUAGUUUGUGUGUGUCUCUGUACCUUACUCUUAACGAACCCUUUCUCCCUCUCCCUCUCCUCUCCCUGUCUCUGUGUGUCCUGCAGUGUGUGUCGACUGGUGCUGCCUCCCUGCCCUCCAUCAUGGCACAUGUGGAGCGCGGGGGGCUGAUUGAGGGGGGGCGCCCCCAGGGCAUGGGAAUUGUGGCCAGCGGGGCAUUCUCCUCGACCACCACCUCCUCUGGCCAGCAGCAA